Molecule: messenger RNA, 3172 nt
Organism: Lacerta agilis (Sand lizard)
Lineage: Eukaryota; Metazoa; Chordata; Lepidosauria; Squamata; Lacertidae
Gene: GRIPAP1
Product: GRIP1 associated protein 1
Exons: 26
Coding region: 203-2764 (853 amino acids)
Biological process (GO): neurotransmitter receptor transport, endosome to postsynaptic membrane; regulation of neurotransmitter receptor transport, endosome to postsynaptic membrane; regulation of recycling endosome localization within postsynapse
Cellular component (GO): extrinsic component of postsynaptic early endosome membrane; postsynaptic recycling endosome; glutamatergic synapse
Source: RefSeq, a predicted model, not a curated record
AGUGGGGAGGAAGGAGAGCGAGAGCGACUGAAAGCCCCCAUUGAGAUCGUUCCUCUUCCCGGCUUCCUCUCUAUGAUCUCCUCUUAAAGCCAUCCCGGGCCGGGCGGGGGCGGGGCUUCUCCCCCUCCUCCCCCGCCUUCCCUCCUCCUCUCUUGGGUCGAACCAAGCAGGAUCCGAACCGGGGGCCGGAGGGGGAGGGAAGAUGGCGCAGGCCUUGUCUGAAGAGGAGUUCGAGCGCAUGCAGGCUCAGCUACUGGAACUUCGGACUCAAAAUUACCAGCUUUCUGAUGAACUCCGCAAAAACACUGCUGAAUUAAAUGGUCUUCGGCAACGGGUGACCUAUUUGGAUAAGGAAUUUACCAAAGCUCAGAAGGCUCUGAAUAAGAGCAAGAAGGCUCAGGAGGUGGAUGCCUUGCUUAGUGAAAAUGAAAUGCUUCAGGGAAAACUGCACAGCCAGGAGGAUGACUUCAGGCUGCAAAACAGCACUCUCAUGCAGGAGCUCUCCAAGCUGUGUGCCCAGAUCGAGCAGUUGGAGAAGGAGAACAAGAGUCUCCGGGAAGGGGGGCCAGCAGCCCCCGAAGGGGCCAGCCCUGCGGAUGGGGAGCUGCUGAGGCUCCAGGCAGAGAAUUCUGCACUGCAGAAGAACAUGGCAGCUUUGCAGGAGCGCUAUGAGAAGGAAGUGGCCCGGCAGGGAGAAGACCGAGGUGGCGGGGAGGGCGACGCCUCCGUGGAGUCUCCUCCUGCCAGCCAGGCGGGUUCGGAGCCGCAGGCAGCUGACAGCACCACCUCCCAGCAGCUGCUGUCCGAGGUGGAGCUGAAGUGGCAGACGGAGCGGGAGGAGAAACGACUCCUGAAGGAGCAGCUGCAGAGCCUCGAGGCAUGCAAGACGGCAGAGAUGUCUCGGUUGCAGCAAGAACUCAGCAAAAUGGCUGAGAAGCUCAAGAAGAAACAGGAGAGCUUUCUGCGGCUUCAGACUGAAAAGGAAGCUCUCUACAAUGACAGCAGGACCAAAAUUGAGGAGAUCCAACAGCGGAAGGAGGAUGAACUCAAAUCCCUGCAGGUUCGCAACCAGAAGCUGCAGCAGGAGCUCCAAACAGCAAACCAGGGCUUCUCAGAUUUAAAGGACCAACUGCAGAGCCGUCGGAAAGAGCAUGAGGUGGCCCUGCAGGCUCUACAGGACCAAGUUGCUUGCCAAAGUGCGGAGAGCCAGGAACAGGUUGAGACCAUUCUGUCUGAGAACGAUGCUCUGAGAACCAAUCUGGCAGCGUUAGAACAGAUACAGACCUCCAAGACCCAAGAGAUGAAUCAGAUGCGAGAUCAGGUGGCGGCACUGGGGGCUGAGCUGCAGCAGCGGCAGAGCGAGAAGGAGGUGCUGGCGGCCCAGCGGGAGGACCUCAACACUCAGCUGCAGGAGUCUCUCCGGGCCAACACUCGUCUCCUGGAGCAGCUACAAGAAAUAGGACAGGAGAAGGAGAGAUUGUUACAAGACCUUGAUGAAACCAGGAAGACGGCAGAGAAGCGCAAGGCCAUGCUAGACGAGAUGGCCAUUGAGACCCUGCAGGAGAAGGGGCGCCACAAGGAAGAGCUUGGCAAUCUCCGUCUGCAGCACGAGAAAGAGGUGCUCGCUGUGCGGGCGCUCUAUGAGCGGGAGCUGCGGGAGCUGCAUGAGCACAAGAAACGGCAGGAGGAUGAGCUGCGCGGCCAGCUGAAGGAGGAGAAGGCGCGCAGCCAGGAACUGGAGUCCAUGCAGCAAACCGUGGAAGAGCUGCGCCUCCAAAUACAAUCCAUGGAUGGCACAAAGGGCUGGUUUGAACGGCGGCUGAAAGAGGCGGAGGAGCUGAUAGAAAAGCAUCAGCAAGAGCACGCGGAGGCCAUGCGAGUCUGUAAGGAGCAGCAUGUGGCUGACUUGCAGCUAAAGGACCGUGAGGUGGAAGCAACCAAGGAGAAGCUGCGAGAGAUUGAAAGAGCGAAGGAUGAACACUUGGACACAAUCAGCCGGCUGAAACAGGAAGUGAAGGACACGGUUGACGGGCAGCGGAUCCUGGAGAAGAAAGGCAGCGCAGCGCUGAAAGACCUCAAGAGGCAGCUCCACCUGGAACGGAAGCGAGCGGACAAACUCCAGGAGCGGCUCCAGGAGAUCUUGACCAAUAGCAAGAGCCGGACAGGAAUCGAGGAUCUUGUCUUGGCGGAUAUCAGCUCGCCAAGCAGGGCACAGACGGGAGACAGCAGCAGCAUCUCGUCCUUCAGCUACCGUGAAAUCAUGAAAGAGGGAUCAGGGGCCGGCAGCAACAAGUCCACCACAGGCAGCCCGCAGUCACAGUCGCAACCCCCUCGGCCAGCUGACCUCUCGGAUGAGGAGAUCUCCGAGCUCUUCCAGCGCCUGGCAGAAGUUCAGCAGGAGAAAUGGCUGCUGGAGGAGAAGGUGAAACACCUGGAGGUCAGCAGUGCUUCCAUGGCUGAGGACCUGUGUCGGAAGAGUGCCAUCAUCGAGACGUAUGUCAUGGACAGCCGCAUCGACGUGUCGGGGGCCCACGGGCAAGUUGACCGCAGCAGCUUGAGCAGCGUCUUGCGGGACCUGGUGAAGCCGGGAGAUGAGAAUGUGCGGGAGAUGAACAAGAAGCUUCAGAACAUGCUGGAGGAGCAACUGACCAAAAACAUGCACUUGCAGAAGGAUUUGGAAGUGCUCUCCCAGGAGAUUGUCCGCCUCAGCAAGGAGUGUGUUCCAUCCCCUGACACUGAGCCUGCCCUGGAUGAUGCCGUCUGAGCUCAGUCCCGUCCUGUGAUGCCCCGUCCUUCACUAUGCCCUCGACUGCACUGCUGGCACGGGAGAGGGGGGGUGGUAUUGGCGCCUUCUGCCUCCUUCCCGAUGGGUCAAUUCUCUUAACCUUGUUUUGUUUUAGGGAGGUGUUCAGUCCUCUCCAGCUAGCUGUCUUUCCCCUUUGCCCUUUAACCGCCUCCCAACUCAGGCCUCCCCACUCCCUGCCCUGAAACAGAUUUGUUUCUCCUAAGUAACACACACACUGACUAUCCUCUAUCUGCUUCUCUUUACGGCUGUAAAUGCUGGCCCUUUAAGAAGCACUGGUUGAGGUGGCCUUCCCGCAGCAGCACUCCUUGUGGGCUGGAGGGCAAACUGCAGCUUGGUUCUCAAAAUUGACCCGGGGUGGGGUGGGGU